Messenger RNA from Danio rerio (zebrafish), 5615 nucleotides. Lineage: Eukaryota; Metazoa; Chordata; Actinopteri; Cypriniformes; Danionidae. The record is from RefSeq and is a predicted model, not a curated record.
CCUGUGAAGGAAACCAGGAAGAAAAGAGGACUGUUGAACUUUGCCAAGAGUCAAGAACACACAGGGCUUUCUUGUCUUCAAAUCUAAGAGUGCGCGAAGCUGCAGUUAAUGCAUUUAUGGCACUUGCGUCUCGAAAUGGCUAAGUUGUUAUUUUUUGGAGUUCGUAUUGGUGUUUUGGUGAUGCUUUUUUCUCUGGAACUCUGGGUAUCUGCGGAUGAGAUGGGACGUCCCACGACGUUCUGGUGGGACAGCGUCAGGCAGGUCAAAAACAACAGCAGUCAAGAGGCACUGAGGCAAUUUUUCAGAAAGUAUUGCGAUUCUUCACACAUUAAGGACUGCGAUCGUGGUUAUUACAGGGAGAGAAGUGGACCGUAUAAGGGACGGUGUGUCCCGUGCAACUGCAAUGGCCUGUCCGGUGACUGCGACCCACAUACUGGGAAAUGUUUGAACUGCCAGUUCAAUACAGCGGGUGACCACUGUGAACGUUGUAUGGAGGGUUAUUAUGGCAGCGCCAUUUUGAGAACCUGUCGUAUGUGUCCGUGCCCCUUAACAGACCCAGCGAAAAGUUUUGCUGUUGGAUGUCUCGGAGUUGGAGAUGAGUUUGAAUGUUUGUGUAAACCUGGCUACUCUGGAGUUCGAUGUGAACGGUGCGCGCUUGGAUACUAUGGCAGUCCUUUGGCAGAAAGAGGAAGUUGUCAACCAUGUGACUGUGAACACGGUUACGUGUGUGACCCGUUAACAGGCGAUUGUUAUGAGGCUGAUGACCCAGACACCGACAACUGCUUUGACUGUGAUAUCUGUGUGGUUAAGUUAAUGGAUGAUCUUGCAGCGAUGGAUGAGGAGUUUGCCAGACUGAUUGAUCAACUUGGGUCUUUUAGUCCGAAUGCUACUUCAUAUACGGGACUUGAAAAACUUGAAGAUGCCAUUGCUGAUACAAAGGUGUUGGUGCAGAAGUAUACUGAAUCUGUCUUCAAAUUGAAACCAAAGAUUUCAGAGCUUGAAUCUCAUCUCCAAAAUGUCAAAGAUGACCUAACUGCUCUCAAUGACAAGGCUAUUGAGAUGUCCUGUUCUGCAGUUCAGUUGCUCAAGUCUAUUGACCAAACCUAUCAAAGAGGAGACAACCUGCGAUCUGAGAGCGUAAACCUCUUACAAAAAAUACAAGAGUUCUUGGAUAAGCUGAAUCGGUCAAACAACACAGGUGGAAACACAGAGGAUGCAACCAGGAUGUUAAAAGAAGCCCAGAGGAUGCUGGAGAAGAUGCGAAGACAGACCUGUAGGGUUCAGAGAGAGCUGGUCAAUGAGGAGUUGAGAAAAGCACACAUAUUGCUCAGCCUCAUUUUGAAAGACCUGAUUUUUCCUUUGAAUGGUUCUUUGAUUGCGGCUGAUCGUAUUCGUCAGGAUCUCAUGGAUCGGGCAGAAGAUCUUCGAGAUAUACAAGAGGCAAUAAUAGAUGCCCAACUUGAUGUGCUCAAGGCCAAUGGAGUGAACAAACUCAAUGAGGAACAGCUGAAAAACAUUUUGAAGCAUUUUAAGGCGUUAAGGAAGAAUCAAGGAAACAUCAUAGCCAAUUUGAACAUGGCCAGAGGGACACUAAAAGACGCAUCUGAUAUUCAGGAAAUGAUGGAUGAACUAAAAGAGAAUAUGACUCAUCUUGCAGCUUUGAUCGACGGGGCAAAAUACAAUCUUGAGGCAAAACUCGAGUUGCUCUCUAAUGCAACAGCUAAGCAGGAAGUCGUGAGACAGGCUGAGGAACAUGCACAAGAACUUACAAAGCUGGCUAUAGACUUACAAAUGGUCAUAAUGAAUAUUAAGAACUCAACUGCUGUUCAUAAAGCAAUUGAAGCCAUCAAUGCAUUCACAGCCAUCACCGCUGCCAUAAAUGAGGCAGAAGCUGCUGCCAAACUUGCCAAAGAAGCGGCGGACCAUGCUUUAAAGGAUGUGCAAAAGCAGGAUCUUCAAAAUAAAGCCAAGGAUCUUAUAAAUAAUGCAAAUGCUCUGUUGGUGAAUGCCAAGGAAGCAUCAAUACAGCUAGAAGAUGUCGCACAGAAAUGCGAAGCAUACAAGAACCUGAUCCAACAGGCUGAAGACAAACAGAAGCAACUCAAGCAAGUCAUGCUGGAUGUGUUGGAGAAGAUGAACAACAUCAAAAGAGGCGAUAUUGACAUCCUCAUCAACCAAGCCAAAGAAGGUGCUGCAGGUGUGAAUGCCACAGCGGCUGAUGCGCUAACCAGAAUGCAGAACAUCAGUGAAGAUCUGAACAAAGUCAACAUUUCCACUCAAGAUCAAAACCUUUAUAACUUACUUGAUGGUGUCAACAAGACCUUGACAGAACUUGAUCAAACUUUCCCUUCGUUGAUUGACAAACUGAAUGAUGUGGAGAACCAAACAGAGCACUUGCCUGGUCCAACCAACCUAUCAAGCAGCAUAGAGAGAAUCAAAGUCUUAAUCGAACAGACCAGAGACGCAGCCAACAGAAUCAGAGGGCCAAUCCUGUUCUCUGGUAAUGCUCACAUUGAACUUCGACCUCCUAAAGACCUGGAGGACUUUCGCACCUUCACAGCUCUUAAUUUUACACUGCACCAACCAAACACCAGAGGUGAUGGAAGGCGUAGACGGCAGCUGGAUUAUACAGAUGGCCAGUUUGUUCUUUACCUUGGAAAUAAGCAUGAAGUCAAGGAUUUCAUUGGCCUGGUUGUAAGGAAUGGUGUUCUUUUUUGCCUCUACAAACUGGGUGGCCAACUUCAUGAAAUAGAGACGAGUGAAAUCACCAAGUCCAGCAAUGAUAAAGCCUUUAUGGAUAGGGUGGAUUUCCGCAGAGUUUAUCAAGAUGCACAAGUCAUAUACACACAUACUUUCACUUCAACUGAACCCAACGAGCUGCCAGCAAGGAUAAAUCAGCCUAAAACCAUGAAUGGAUUGCUCGAUCUGGACCCCAAUGAUGUCGUUCUUUAUGUUGGAGGAUACCCAAGGGAUUUUACGCCUCCAGUGGAGCUUCAGUACCAGGGAUUCAAGGGCUGUAUUGAGUUUUCUUCAAUAAAUGAUCAAAUCCUCGGCUUAUACAACUUUCAACGUGCUGUCAACAUAACCAAAAAUGACCUGUGUCAAAGAGGGAAAGUCCGCACAUUGGGGGAUUAUUUCGAUGGCACGGGUUUUGGAAAAGUGGAUAUAUUAAGCCAGAAUUCUUUCAUUAAGUUUUUUGUUCUGAGUCAUCAAAUGGAUGCUGUGCUUUUUUACAUGGGAAAUGAGAACUCGUACUUCUUCAUUACACUGGAAGGAGGCUAUAUUGUUUUGCGAGGUGUAAACAAUGACGCGAUCAUUUUUGAAAGGUCCAACGUUAAAGUAUUUCCUCAAACAAACUUCAUCCAGAUCAGACUGACUAUGAAUGAUGUGAGACCAGUAACAAUAACGGUCACAGACUACGUCAACAUUUUUUUAGGAUACGUCAAAGGACUCUUCAGGGAGGCCUACAUUGGGGGUGUUCCAGCUGCAAUCCAGGAAAAAUAUAAUGUUUUUCUUCCGUCACUCAGAGGAUGUUUUAAAAACAUUCAGGUAGACGUAACAACUACUUUUACAGAGGAAAACGGAAUCGUCCGAGGUUGUCCAAAUCCUUUACUGGGCUCCCGAGAGGCUACUUUUGAGUUUGGCAGUUCUUUGUCGAUGUCCCCCAUUGUUAAGGAUACAGACUUGGGGACAAUGGUUUCACUUGGAUUUAAGACCUCUGAGGAGAAUGUUGCAGUUUUAAUACAGACUGGUGGAAUGAAGAAUGAAUUUCUGCUGUCUUUGAAAGACGGCUUUGUGGAAAUGAGUGACAGCAAGGAAAAGUUAACAUCCUCCACCAAAUGUGAAACUGGAAAAUGGCAUUACAUAACAGCUUUCAGAAGCAGUGCGGGGAUGCAGCUAAACGUUGACAACACAGAUGUUGGAGAUCCACCAUCUCCAUCCACAUUCCCUGAAUUCGCAGAAAGUGUUAUUUUAGGUGACGGAUUAUUUGGAGGCUGUUUGAGGAACCUGUAUAUGCGGAGCAUACAGAGUGACUACACUCCAGCCGACUUGAGCAGUUUCAAUCAGACUGGAAGCGUGUCUUUGGGAUUCUGCAAAGCAGAGCUCCCCCUUCAGGACAUCACCAUGAAGCGUGCAAGACACGCGGGAAUUACAUCCAACAGCUAUUCGGAAAGCUCUACACAAGACUGCAGAAACCCAAAAUCCAUCAAGCACACCUACCACAUUGGUUCCAGAAGCAAAAUGCAGUUUGAAUUAGAUCCAGAGGAGCUCAAUAACAGGCCCCAUUUCUCUCUAGACGUCCAGACCACAUCAUCUGAAGGACUUUUACUCCAUCUCUCAGGGAAACAUGGUGUUCCUCUUGUGGUCUUGUAUUUAUAUGAAGGAAAAGUCAAACUUUCUGUUGGGGAAGAUGAAAUAGUUUCCUCUCGGAGGAUCAAUGAUGGUCAAUGGCACAGUAUCCAGUUCACGGUGAAGAAAAGAUCGUCUCAUCUUGCUGUGGAUGACCUUCGAACACUCAAUGGACAGCCGUUGAAAGGAUUCACGCAGGAUUUGCAGUCUCCUGUCUAUGUGGGACAACUUCAGACUCGUCACCAAACAUAUAAAAAUGUCCCUCAGAAGAGUAUAAUCGGAUGCAUUCGUGAGCUCAGAGUUUCCAAGCUUCUCCUCAUGAAUCCAGCUGUCAAUCAGGGAGCCACGCCCUGUUUUAAAGGCCGGACUGAGAAAGGGGCGUAUUUUGCUGGAAAUGGUGCACAUUUAGUCUUAGAAAAGUACUUUAUCUCUGGUUCUACGUAUGAUUUAACUUUUGAACUUCGGCCAAGAAACCUCACCGGCCUCAUCUUCCACAAAAGAGACAACCUUGGACAGACUGUCACACUAUUUCUCAAGAAAGGAAAGGUGGUGGUAAAAGUGAACGAUGGAAAACAACGCUAUAGCACUGCGGUGACUCCAACACGACCCCUCUGUGGUGCAUUUCACAAUGUGUCAGUGUCCAUUCGGCAAAAAAGUAUCGAGCUGAGAGUGGAUGAUGCAAAAUCACGAAUCAGACGACGGUCUAUAGCUCGUCUUUCAGUUCAUGAAGAAAUCUAUAUUGGUGGGCUUUCAGAGAAUCGGAGUGAAGGAGUCGAGAUGCAGACCUCUUAUGAGGGAUGUUUGCGGAACAUAAGGAUUCAUCAAAAUCCUCUCUCAUUUGAUAAUGCGAGUAUAUUCGGCCCCAUAAACACAAACGAGUGUCCGGCAGAGUGACUGAAGUAUGAAACGGUGAACAAACACCACUCGUUGUUGAGUUAAACAGUCUACCAAAAAUGAUAAAAAUGGAUUGUUUAGGGAAGGUUAUUGAUUAUUAUAUAUCUACAAAAUAGGCAAAUAUACCAAAUUUGGGGAUUUCAAGAAAUAGUUAGCGCAUUUCAUUUACUACAAAAAGUGUUAGAAUGAGUGUGUAUGAAGGUUUAAAAUAAAAAAAAAUGUGACUUUAUUUUACAGUUUGUGUACUUAAUUGUGUGACCACACUGUAAAGACAUGUUAUUACUACAAUGAUUAUUACAUGUUAUUACAAAUGAUUAAUCGUGAUUAAUCGCAUUCAAAAUAGAAGUUCAUAUUUACUAAAUAUAUUUGUG